AUGAUCAAAAUUUUAUUCACAGAAACUGAAAUAUCGAGUAAAAACGCCAAGCAGGCACAAUAUCGCGUCAAUCGUCUCCUUCAAGUGUUAAGUUUCUUUCAGGUUUGUUUACAAUUUUAAAUUUUUUACAUCCUAAGCAUUUAAAAUUCAAACUCUCAGAGGAGAAUCAGGCUUCAGUAGAGUUAUACCCUGACGUGCUGUCACAACUCGACUCUGACCAGGCAUCAACAACAACAACAACAACUUAAUUUAUACCCAACAGUAAACAGAAAUAUUGGCGAGUAGUAGAGGCUGCCCCAAAUAACCAUAGGAGCUAAACAAAAGUGGCAGCCAUACUUAGGUGAUUUUUCCAGAUAUCACAGACACACACACACAAACACAAAACACACCAAAACAAACAAAAUAAAGAGAGUUAAGGAUGUCAAAGUAAAAAAACCAACAAAAAGCCAGAUGAAUUAUGGUGUUAAAAUACUUUACAAUUUUUAGUAGCUUUUAAGAACAAUUAGCUUGAGGUUUUUCUUAAAGCGUUAGAGAGGAAGAAGUUUUACAUAAUAAUGCAAGUUGAAGGGUGAUAAUGUCAAACAACUUGACAACAUUUAGAUCUUUAAAUAAAGGACUUCAAUGUUCAUUAGAAAUAGUGAAAGUAAUUAUUCUUAAUAGAAAUUAUUCUUAAUAAGGCAAAAAAAGCUUAAGCCAAAAUUUUAAAAAAUCAGUUUGAUAUUGAGGUCAGUUUUAAAAAACACCAAACCUCGUUACCACCAAGGUCCGGAAGGCAUUGGAUCCAGUUUGGUUGUGGAUUGCGGCUUUUGAUGAAACCCACUGCUCAGUACAUUCUUAAUAAUCAAAAUCAGUGUUCGUUAUAAGCCGUAAUGGGACCUAAAAGUUUUCAUGAUGCUAUAAGUGGCCGAGUUCUCAUUGUACAACUUAUUUUUGCAUGAGCCCUAGAGAAAGUAUCGAGUGAGUCAUUCAGGCUCAUGAGCGAAUUAUUUCGUCACAUGCGGCUCAAACUGGCUUUCUGCAAAUACUGUUGUGAAGAUAGAUAAAGAUGUGUUGCAUUCAGUAUUGAACUCAUGAACGGUUUGGCCCCGCGAUCUGUAACCAAUGCCACGUUUUCCUGUUUUCUACGACAUGCAGAAGAUAUAUUACAAUUUCGGGUAGCUUCGGGUUUACAAAACGAAAGCAAACAAUAACCAGUUGAAGACCGGGUUUUAGGGCUAAACGAAGAAACACGGGGAAGUUCAAUACAAGAAAGGGUACAACAAUGAUUGUUGCAAUUGUUCUCUAUAAUUAUAAACUGUUUUAUUUAAAUUACGUAAGUUCUACAAAAAUUGCAAUCAUUAUAUAAUCUCGAAAAUCAUGAUAAUUGCAUUCAGUUUCCACAGAAUUAUGGUGAAUGUCCUCCUGACUAAGAUCAAUAUUUUAUUUCACAGAAACUGAAAUAUCGAGCAAAAACGCCGAGCAGGCACAAUAUCGCGUCAAUCGCCUCCUUCAAGCGUCAAGCUUUUUUCAGGUUUGUUUACAAUUUCAAAUUUUGUUUACAUCCUAAAGCAUUUAAAAUUCAAACUCACAGAGGAGAAUCAGGCUUCAGUAGAGUUUUACUCUGACGUGCUGUCACAACUCGACUCUGACCAGGGCAUCAACAACAACAACAACAACAACUUUAUUUGUACCCAACAGUAUACAAAAAUAUUGGCGAGUAUUAAAGGCUGACCCAAAUAACCAUGAGAGCUAAAGAAAAGUGGCAGCCAUACUUUGGUGAUUUAUCUAUAAUCAUUUGGGUCAGAUAUCACACACACACACACGCACAAACACAAAACACACACGCGCGCAUGCGCUCUUAACACUAAAACAAACAAAAUAAAGAAAGCUGAGGAUGUCAAAGUGAAAAAACCAACAAAAAGACAGAUGAAUUAUGGUGUUAAAAUACUUUACAAAUUUUAGUAUUUUUUAAUUAGCUUGAGGUUUUUCUUAAAGCGUUAGAGAGGAAGAAGCUUUACAUAAAUAAUGCAAGCUGAAGGGUGAUAAUCUCAAACAACUUGAACAACAUUUAGAUCUUUAAAUAAGGGACUUGAAAGUGCAUUAUAAAUAGUGAAAGUAAUUAUUCUCAAUAGAAAUUACUCUUAAUAAGGAAAAAAAAAAACUAAAGGCAAAAAUUUUAAAAAAGUCAGUUUGAUAUUGAGUUCAGUUAUAAAAAACACCAAACCUCGUUACCACCAAGGUCCGGAAGGCAUUGGAUCCAGUUUGGUUGUGGUUUGCGGCUUUUGAUGAAACCCACUGCUCAGUACAUUCUUGAUAAUCAAAAUCAGUGUUCGUAAUAAGCUGUAAUGGGACCUAAAAGUUAUCAUGAUGCCAUAAGUGGCUGAGUUCUCAUUGUACAACUUAUUUUUGCAUGAGCCUUAGAGAAAGUAUCGAGUGAGUCAUUCAGGCUCAUGAGCGGAUGAUUUCGUCACCUGCGGCUCAAACUGGCUUUCUGCAAAUACUGUUGUGAAGAUAGUUAAAGAUGUGUGGCCUCCAAUAUUGAACUCAUGAACGGUUUGGCCCCACGAUAUAUAACCAAUGCCACGUUUUCUUGUUUUCUACGACAUGCAAAAGAUGUAUUACAAUUUUGGGCUUACAAAACGAAAGCAAACAAUAACCAGUUGAAGACCGUGUUUUAGGGCUAAACGAAGUAACCCGGGGAAGUUCAAUACAAGAAAGGGUACAACAAUGAUUGCUGCAAUUGCUCUAUAUAACUUUAAACUGUUUUAUUUAAAUAGCGUAAUUUCUACUAAAAUUCCAGUCAAUAUAUAAUCUCCAAAAUCAGGAUAAUUGCAUUCAGUUUCCACAGAAUUAUGGUGAAUGUCCUCCUGAUUAUGAUCAAUAUUUUAUUUCACAGAAACUGAAAUAUGGAGUAAAAACGCCGAGCAGGCACAAUAUCGCGUCAAUCGCCUCCUUCAAGCGUUAAGUCUCUUUCAGGUUUGUUUACAAUUAUAAAUUUUUUACAUCCUAAAGCACUUAAAAUUCAAACUAACAGAGGAGAAAUAUCAGGCUUCAGUAGAGUUUUCCUCUGACAUGCUGUCACAACUCGACGCUAGACCAAGGCACAACAACAACAAUUUUUUUUUUGUACCCAACAGUAUACAAAAAUAUAGAGCAGCGACAAUGCCCCAAAUAACCAUAGGAGAUAAAGAAAAGUGGCAGCCAUACUUUGGUGAUUUAUCUAUAAUCAUUUCGGUCAGAUACCACACACACGCACACACCCAAACACAAAACACACACGCGCGCAUGCGCAAUCAACACCAAAAGAAAGAAAAUAAAGAAAGGUAAGGAUGUCAAAGUAAAAAAAAAAAAAACGGGAAGCCAGAGGAAUUAUGGUGUUAAAAUACCUUACAUUUUUUAGUAGUUUUCAAGAAGAAUUAGCUUGAGGUUUUUCUUAAAGCGUUAGAGAGGAAGAAGCUUUACAUAAAUAAUGCAAGUUGGAGGGUGAUAAUGUCAAACAACUCAAGCAUGUUAAGGCAUGGCUCAAUUUUUGGUCUCGACCCCCCCGCCCCCUUCCCCCACUCCCAAAGAAAAAGCUGUUCUUCUUCUACGGCCACGCAUUUUAAUUCUAAAAGUUGCAAAAAACUUUCGAGAAACUUUCUUUCGAGGCGUUGAAUUAAUUAGGGUUGAAGUGAUGUAGUCAUUUGGAACGUGACGUCAUAACGAUAUUCAAAAAGAAAUUCAAAAUGGGGUAGGAAUGCUUGAUUACAACUAAGUUUGAACCAUGUUUAAAUGUUUGUUUUACCGUACGAAUUUUUUCUGUGGCCGGAACGGAGAGAAUUUUUAAUUUCUUAAAAAGAUAUGAACAGGUGAAAAGUGUCACGUGACAUAUUUUGCUUAAUUACUAAUUAAAUAAAAACGUGAGUCAACCAUUCCGGCCAGAUUCAAGCGAGAAAUGAUGAUACAAUAAAAAAACUACUGUAUUUAAUAUAUACUGUGUGGCAUCUUGCCACCCCAUAUUUAGCUGUCUUUUUUUUCCUGGAGUGACCAUAAGUGGUGACGUGACACAGACAUCUGAUUUCUUACGUUACAGGAGAAUUAACCGAUUUUUCCGAGGUUGCCAAACUUUGGAUGGUUCUGAUAAAUUUUCACAAAGUUAUGACCAUUAUAAGAUUUUAUGCAAAUUAGCCUCAGGCCAUGCCUUAACAGUGCUUGAGAACUUGACAACAUUUAGAUCUUUAAAUAAGGGACUUCAAUGUUCAUUAUAAAUAGUGAAAGUAGUUAUUCUUAAUCGAAAUUAUUCUUAAUAAGGCCAAAAUUUUAAAAAAAUUAGUUUGAUAUUGAGGUCAGUCAUAAAAAACACCAAACCUCGUUAGCACCAAGAUCCGGAAGGCAUUGGAUCCAGUUUGGUUGUGGUUUGCGGCUUUUGAUGAAACCCACUGCUCAGUACAUUCUUGAUAAUCAAAAUCAGUGUUCGUAAUAAGCUGUAAUGGGACCUAAAAGUUAUCAUGAUGCUAUAAGUGGCCGAGUUCUCAUUGUACAACUUAUUUUUGCAUGAGCCUUAGAGAAAGUAUCGAGUGAGUCAUUCAUGCUCAUGCAUGAGAGAAUGAUUUCGUCACCUGCGGCUCAAACUGACUUUCUGCAAAUACUGUUGUGAACAUAGAUAGAGAUGUGUGGCUUCCAAUAUUGAACUCAUGAACGGUUUGGCCCCACGAUAUAUAACCAAUGCCACGUUUUCCCGUUUUCUACGACAUGCAGAAGAUAUAUUACAAUUUUGGGUUUACAAAACGAAAGCAAACAAUAACCAGUUGAAGACCGUGUUUUAGGGAUGAACGAAGUAACUCGGGGAAGUUCAACAAUGAUUGUUGCAAUUGUUCUAUAUAAUUUUAAACUGUUUUAUUUAAAUUGCCUAAUUUCUACAAAAAUUUCAAUGAUUAUACGAUCUCGAAAAUCACGAUAAUUGCAUUCAGUUUCCACAGAAUUAUGGUGAAUGUCCUCCUCAUUAUGAUCAAUAUUUUAUUUCACAGAAACUGAAAUAUCGAGUAAAAACGCCGAGCAGGCACAAUAUCGCGUCAAUUGCCUCCUUCAAACGUUCAGUUUCUUUCAGGUUUGUUUACAAUUUUAAAUUUUUUUACAUCCUAAAGCAUUUAAAAUUCAAACUCUCAGAGGAGAAUCAGGCUUCAGUAGAGUUAUACCCUGACGUGCUGUCAAAACUCGACUCUGAUUAAGGCAUCAACAACAACAACAACAACUUUAUUUGUACCCGACGGUAUACGGAAAUAUUGGCGAGGAGUACAGGCUGCCCCAAAUAACCAUAGGAGCUAAAGAAAACUGGCAGCCAUACUUAGGUGAUUUAUCUUUAAUCAUUUGGGUCAGACAUCACACACACACACAAACACAAAACACACACGAGCGCAUGCGCACUUAAUACUAAAACAAACAAAAUAAAGUGAAAAAAAAACAACGAAAAGCCAGAUGAAUUAGGGUGUUAAAAUACUUUACAAUUUUUAGUAGCUUUUAAGAAGAAUUAGCUUGAGGUUUUUCUUAAAGCGUUAGAGAGGAAGAAGUUUUACAGAAAUAAUGCAAGUUGAAGAGUGAUAAUGUCAAACAACUUGACAACGUUUAGAUCUUUAAAUAAAGGACUUCAAUGUUCAUUAUAAAUAUUGAAAGUAAUUAUUCUUAAUAGACAUUAUUCUUGAUAAGGCAAAAAAAACUUAAGGCAAAAAUUUAAAAAAAAAACAGUUUGAUAUUGAGGUCAGUUAUAAAAAACACCAAACCUCGUUACCACCGUGGUCCGGAAGGCAUUGGAUCCAGUUUGGUUGUGGUUUGCGGCGUGACACGAGGAAGUUCAAUACAAUUUCAAGACUGUUUUGAAUUAAAACGCCUGCUUAAACAAGAGUCAGUUUGCAUAGAACAGGGGCACCCAGCGACUGGUUUCUCCUAAAUACCAUAAAACUUGUGUAAGACCAUCAAGACUGCUAAUUUAAGCUUAACCAUACAUUCUAAAAUAGCCAGCUUUAUUAACGUUUUUUCUGUACGGUUAUCCCGGGCAAAUUUAGCUUUUGAAAUUUACUAGGGUUUCUCAUUAUUACGUUUUGGUUCCUGAUCACUUAGCUAUAAUUGUUAUAGUAACGUUUUACAAAAACGAGGGAUUUUCUAAUAUCUCUUUCCGUGACUGUUCUCGAAACCAAAAUUUAGGUGUUCUUUCUAGCAAACAUGCUGGCCACAUCUGGAAAGUGAUAUGUCAACUUCCGUAAAUCGUAUAUAAGGAUGUUGAAAAAAAUAGUUCAAAACGUAUAUAGAUGAAUGGAACAAUCAUCUGGAAAUUUUCAGCCUUUCUUAAGCUAUAGAAAUUGCAAGGCAAUAUUUUUUUCUUUUCCAAACGAUGUUUUACAAAAUACAUUCGUUGGGUUCCUAUGAAAGAAUCCUGCUGAAAGCCUUUCAAUUCGUGUCAAUCGUUUAUUUCACAAAAACUGAAAUAUCGAGUAGAAAACACCAAGCAGGCACAAUGUUUGUCAUCCGCCUCAAGAUGACCGCGGCUUACCAACAGUUAGAAUUAGAUCUAAAUUUCUCUAUCAACAUCCUGUAAAAACCACACUUCUCUUACGGAACUGCUCACGCCCUCCGCGUUUCAAAAAUAGUAUAAAAGCAUGGUCCAAUUAAAAUGUGGAAAAGCAAAAAAGGGAGGAGAGAAAGUGGCAAAUUGUUUUUCGUGGUAGAAAGAGCUAUUUUGCCUUUUUUCCUCAUUAAAUAUGCACGAUUUACGAGACAAGAAUCAAUGAGCCUGAGGAUUUGAACAAUUUGUUGGACAAUGAAAGCGGCAGCCAAUAGAACUUGCAUAAUUACGUAACGACACAGUGACACCAUGUAUCAACCAAUGAAUACUUUUCUUAGUUUUUAGUCAAGAAACAAAAAACAUCAGGCCUCCAUCGACCUAGAAAUUACCAGAAAACCUUUCCAACGGGUUGUGUCACCUAACAUAGCGCAUGACCUUUUCUCAAUGAAAUUCCUUGGCGUUUUACUCAUGGGAUAAAGACGUCAUCAGCGUUACUAAAUUCCUCCGCAAGUGAAUGCGAUUUCUCCACAAAAAGGGGUUCAUUUCAUCUCCACUAUACUACUGAUAAUAUCGCAAAGAGGAGACGUUAGCCUUUAUUUUCUAACAUAGGCACGUUUAACGUGCACAAGCUAUUUUGAAUGCUUUAGUGUAAUCGUAUCAUCAAUCUACUGUUUUAAUCCUUGAUGUAGACUAUUUUUUGUGCUAAACUUUGUAUUGUUGUACAUUAAUGAAAACGAGAAACGCUGCACACAGCUGAGUCGAUCCUCAUACUAUACAGAUUCACUUUUCUUAGUCUUUCCUUCGGACAUCUGGUGCAAAAUAUACACAUUGUUAAAGUUCUAUGAUUAUCAACUCACCAAACGUUGCUCAAAGGGAAGACUCAAAAGUUUCAAGGUUUCUUCAUGGUGUCUUAAGAUAAGAUCGCUGAAUACCGAAUAGCUAAGAUAUGUUACGAUUUUCAUCAUUGGUGUCGUUGGUUGCAUCGUUAUUCUACUUUAAGAUGAAACAGUCUUUAACUCUGACGACUUGAUUCUAAAAGUGUUAUAAGCCUUAACUUAAGGCACUAGUUACAAAGCUAAAGAGGUCUUCAUUUGUUAAAGUUACUGUUAUUGCUAUUAUUACAGUUUUUAGGUGAAAGUGUUGUACUUUGCCCCUUUUGUGGUUCACACGUGAGAGAAUUCGAGUUAUCACAUAGUAAUCCAGUAAGCAGGAUUAUAAAAAAUAACUCAUGCACACAAUUUGUACGUGAAGAUGUUGGACUUUGUCCCUUUUACAAUUCGUACGUGGAAAAACGCAAAUUGUUUACUGGAAAAUUUGCUCAAACGAUUUUAAGAAAUUACCUCGGCUUUACAACAUAUGCAAUUAAAUCAUGCUUCAUGCAACGUUAAGGUCGAUAGCCUAACUUUUAUUUACUUCCCAUAACAUUAUCAAACCGCCGAAAUAUAUUUCUACUAAUAUCAUGUUUUUCCAGUUAAUAAAACAAUACCUAAUUAUUUUGUCGACUAGCUUCUUCCAAGUUUUAUUCCCUAACGCUAUUGUUUCUACUUAAGUUACACAUCUUUACUGAAUAAAGUACGUUUCAAUAACUAUAAUGACUCUUAAGCAGCAAGCAUGUAUCACGUUGUUCACUUAAUUCAUGUUUUUUUUUUUUUGCUGGAACGAAGAAGGUCUGUUGAACUUUGUAAGCGAGAGAAUAAAACUUUUUUACAGGAUUAACUUACUCGGUACAGCUUUCAAACAAAAAAUAAACUGCCUUUUAAACUUCUAAAACAACAAUUCAUGGGCUGCACACAUGUACUUCCGAAUUUAAGUCCAUAUCUAAAUAUCAGUUAUUGUUUCAUUAAAACAACUUUGAAAAAAUAUAUGAUCUUUUAUAUAAAUUGUGAAAUACGUGGGUUGUACAGUUCGCGAUAGCCGGGAAUUAGGUCAGAAAUAUCUUGAAGCCGCACCCACAUGUACGAAAAUACUGGAACCCUUAAACCGAGCUGCAUCACUGUACUGAGUGUUUUAAUCAUGGAGAUAUUUAAAUGUUAUGCUUCUAAACACUUUUAGCCGUAAUGAAAGUCGAAAAAAUGGUGAAGAAUCAAGAUGGCGAUCUCAAAGUGCUCUUGUUUGACCUUUAGCAAUGUCAUGUUUCAGGGGCACCCAACGACUGUUUUCUGUAAAAUACCUCUUCGAAGAAACAAAACUUGCCUAGAAUUUUCUAUAGCUUGGGGAAGGCUAAAAAUUUCCAGAUAACAGUUCCAUUCAUGUACAAUUUUCGUAACAUGUCUAAUAAAUUCCCUAGGAUUUUAUACAUUAUAAUUUGUCGAAUUUCAGUACCCAAGUUAGCCUUUUUUUCGUAGAAAAAGCAAACCUAAAAUUUUCGGAUUCAAACAGGCGAUGGAGAGAGGAAUUAGAAAAAUUCUCACUUUCAUAAAACUUAAAAUUGCAUCUAAAAUUUUCGGGGAAAAUAAUACGGAGGCCCUUGUAAUUUCGAAAAGACUCAAGUUGCCCUAGGACGACCGAACAGAUACAAGUUUUAUAGCGCCGCUUAGAAUGUAUUUCUUGAGAUCUGAAAGUACUCUGGAUACCCUAAAAAGUGUUUUCAAUGCCUUUAGGAGGAAACCGUCGAUGCAUGGGUGCCCCUGAUGUUUAAAUGCCAAAAUCUAAUUGGUUCCUAGCAUCAACUGAUAGUAUCUUCAACCUUAUUGAUCCCUGCAACGCACAUUCAAACACACAAAGCCACAAAGCCACAAAGAUACAUACGCUCAGACCACUGACAUAUGAGCUAUUUUUUCAAAAAAGUUCAACAAUUAAUGGUAUGUGUAUGUGUAGUUGACCAUUAUCACAUGAGAGUAGAGAUUCACCAGAUGGCGCAAACACAUAAGAAGAUGAAUAAAAUACACUCAGUGGAAAUUCGAAGCUUGACGACAGACGCCUGCAUACUCAUGAAAAGGACCCAUCACCCUCCUCUGACACACCACUUAGUGCUCUUAACCUCUUGGGCAUCAUUUUAACUCGGACGAUUCCAACAUCUGAUCGCACAAGGGGAUUUUCGAUUCACCUUACUCAAAACAUUGGCAUCAUCUCGAAUACACCCGCACAAAAAAAGGCGAGCUAUCCUAUCGUGCAUCAAGCUUACACGUAGCCUUCACAGCGCAGAAGGUGAUACUGACCAUUCUCUGGUGUAGAGCAAAGUGAAACUACAGGCAAAGAGAAUCUACCACACAAAGACUGUGUGCAAACCAUGCCUUGACGUCAGCAAGACCCCCGAUGGACAGAAAGUGGAGGAGUUCAUAACUACGCUUGAGAAAUCUCUCCCCCAGCCUCUCUAUUGGAAAAGUCCAAUAAAGAUUGGAUCACUUCAGGGAUGCGGUUCAUGGAUCAGCCAUGCCCAACUUCGGUAAGAAGAAAAACAAAUCUGCAAUAGAAGAAAAGAGAAAAGUGAUACCUGGAUAAAAGACCUGCCCAAGUGAACAAACUGUCUACAGGCUCUAGAGACAGCACGUAGUCAUGUGCAACGAUGCAACAGACCCUGUGCAAAUGAAUACUAGCCUGAAAUCUGUGCUAGUAUUCAUUCUGCUGUUGAGACAGCUAUUAUCAAGGCCAUAUGUACGAUGAAAUCAAGCAGACACUUGGUCCUUCUCAGAAAAAAACAGCCCCCUUAAAUUUUGCUACAGGCGAGAUAACCCAGGACCGAACGCAACAGAUGGAGCGCUGGGUAGAGCAUGAUUACUCUGAGCUGUCUGCCAGAGAAAAUAUGGCGUCAUUGGAAGCACUGAACGCCAUAGAUUGCUUACCUGUUUUGGAGGACCUGGAGAGUGAACCUACUAAAGUGGAGCUGAAAGAGGCCCUGGGGUACCUGCGCCUGGAAAAGCGCGCGGCCAGGAUGGUAAUACUCUGCCUGUGGUAG
Messenger RNA from Porites lobata, 10409 nucleotides. The record is from the annotation of a GenBank genome assembly. NCBI's taxonomy places the organism in Eukaryota, Metazoa, Cnidaria, Anthozoa, Scleractinia, Poritidae.